AUGGAAGGUCGGAUGGAACCUUGCGUCGGCACCGUCGUGACGUGGUUCGUCUCUGCACGCCACUGGACAGCCGGUGACGGGAUGGAUCUCCACAUCGGCAUCGCCUUGACGCGCCCACCUACGCCGUCGGAGACCGCGGCUUACGGCGAAUUCGAGUCGCUCUCCACUACAACCCGAAGUCGUGGUCCCAUAGUGGAGUUCGGCCGUGCCACAACGGCACAUGGCAGCCCUAUUCAGGGAUGGCACUGCCAGCCCCCACGAGGGGAAGGGCCUAGAAAAGGUGGCCUAAACAUUGCUGGGUACCACGCCGUCUCCAGGCUAGCCAGGGCCGCAGACGUCUUAUCAUGGUCGAAACAAUCAAAAUCGAAACAACAACAAUACCAAGAACAACAACAACAACAACCAUACUCAUUCUCCUCAUCCUACCUCUUCUACCUCUACCUCCGUCUUUUCUUCUGCCUAUUCUUCUACUUCGUCAUCUUCUCCACCUCCUUCCCAUCGCCCCACUCGUUUUCCCCAGACUGA
Molecule: messenger RNA, 525 nt
Organism: Spirometra erinaceieuropaei
Lineage: Eukaryota; Metazoa; Platyhelminthes; Cestoda; Diphyllobothriidea; Diphyllobothriidae
Source: the annotation of a GenBank genome assembly